Molecule: messenger RNA, 1200 nt
Organism: Sebastes umbrosus (honeycomb rockfish)
Lineage: Eukaryota; Metazoa; Chordata; Actinopteri; Perciformes; Sebastidae
Gene: jagn1a
Product: jagunal homolog 1a
Exons: 3
Coding region: 139-690 (183 amino acids)
Biological process (GO): endoplasmic reticulum organization; vesicle-mediated transport; granulocyte colony-stimulating factor signaling pathway
Cellular component (GO): endoplasmic reticulum membrane
Source: RefSeq, a predicted model, not a curated record
GCUGAUGCUGCGGUGGGAGGUCUUUCUGUCGACGCAUGCGCAGAGCGGUUUUGCAACAUCUGUCACAUCUUUUGUUGUUGGUACAGAUUUAAACGUCGAGCUCAGCUACGGAAAUACGCAGCGUAGGUUUCCCUCAACAUGACAUCACGUAUAGGUCUCAGAGCUGCCGGUACCAAUGGAAGUGACUUCAAACACAGAGAGAGGGUGGCCCCACAAUACCAAAUGAGUGCUGCCAUGAAGUCGGAGGUGCGGAAGUUAAACCUGGUCCACCUUCUCCUCUGGCUGCUUGUGGCAGCACAGGUGACUGUCAGCCACUUGGACCUGGUGUCACAUGACACAGUGUCCAUGCCGUACCAGUGGGAGUACCCCUACCUGCUCAGCCUCCUCCCUCUGCUCUUCAGCAGCCUGUCACUGCCAAAGAACAACAUCAGUUACCUGGUCAUAUCAAUGAUCAGCGGAGGGCUGUUCUCUAUAGCACCUCUCAUUUAUGGUGGAAUGGAGAUGUUUCCUGUAGCACAGCAGCUCUACCGCCAUGGAAAGGCCUACCGCUUCAUUUUUGGCUUCUCUGCAGUGACUGUUAUGUACCUCAUCAUGGUGGUUGCUGUUCAAGUGCACGGUUGGCAGUUAUAUUACAUGAAAAAACUCUUAGACUCAUGGUUCGAUGCCACUCAGGAGAAGAAGAAGAAAUAAUGUAGCGAAGAAAGCUGUGACUGGGCAAAACUGUGUUUUCUAUCUUUAUUCAUAAGUUAUGCAUAUUAUUCAUGUCUAUUUAUUAAGUAAUCAUUAUCAUGUUACAUCAUACCUUAGACACCAGUGUUUCCUGACGCAGAUAUAAAAUAGAGUGAGAUGUACACUUUAUGCAGGAACUUGGAUUUUUUUGUCACUGUUAUUUAUUGAAAGCGGAUGAUAAGUGUUGAGUACACACAAUCAGGAAUGGCAUCAAAGCAACAUAAACAAUCAUCUUGUUCCCUCUUCAUCACUGCAUCUAGACUGCAACUUUUCUCCAAACAGAGUCAUUUAGGACAAAAACAUCAUUGUUAUCUCUCUGAAAAAAUAUUUGAACAGGAUAGAUGUAGAGGUUUUCAUACUCAUACAAGAACAGCAGUGGAGGCACGAACUGUUCCAACAUGAACAUGUUGAACCCAUCGGCUUUCGGUCUGAUGACGGAUAAGCACAUGAAUGCAGAAUCUGUUUACAGAG